Ogataea polymorpha is the source of this 522-nucleotide messenger RNA. RefSeq lists its product as uncharacterized. The transcript has a single exon. Bases 134 to 457 code for a protein of 107 amino acids. NCBI's taxonomy places the organism in Eukaryota, Fungi, Ascomycota, Pichiomycetes, Pichiales, Pichiaceae. The record is from RefSeq and is a predicted model, not a curated record.
CUGUUCUGGUGUCAGGGACACAUUUAGUAGCGUUGGGACUUCAAACCCGUCCAGUCUCGCGACUCUUUGUGCUUCCCCAGAAAACAUUAAAAAAUAAUUAAAAUAUUUUUUAUUUUUUCAUACAUUUAUUCCCAUGGCUCCUCUUCAGCAAGUGUCAAGACACGGCGGGCCAAACAAGUGUUUUGGUCUUUUCCAGAGUGCGCUGGAGUGCAUGACCAGCUCCACCACGGCCGACAGAACAGAGUGCUUGCCGCUUCGCCAGGACUACAUCGAGUGUCGCAAACACCGUCUGGAGACGUACAAGAUGUUCAUUGUGGAGAAACACCUCAACGAGCGCGAGGACCUGGACAGAGACGAGGUCGGGGCGCCAUACCUGAAGAGACGGGACUUUCUGACGCCAAAGACGCUCGGACUGGCCGACGGAGAGGACCGGCCGAUCCUCAUUCACAAAUUCUAGGCUGGUGAGGGGAAGCCAAAUACUCUAAAUAUUUAUUUAUUUUAUUUAUUCACACAUCUCGUUAU